AUGGCGCUCCCGCCAAACGCUAGGGGUAUCGACCCUGCGAUAUCUCUGUUCAACCAUCUCGUACUGCCAGGACAGCUUCCCGGAUCUUUGGAUCCUAACUUGCCCGAACUAGAGACUGAGCUUGCGGACCGUAUCCUACAAGUCUCGUGUUUCAUGCGAGUUAACGCGGGCGACAAGUCAUCUCGGUUGUGGGAAGCCAUUGGCCGUUCAAUCACCAGCAGCAGGACGAUUAACUCAAAUGGCCGUAUUGAGAGCGCAAUUCUCGAAGAGGCCAUGGCGAAAAUGGAGCCGUCUGACUUCCUCCUCCUUCACAUUCCGCGCCAGAAUGCCGCUGUGUAUAUCUAUUUUCCUUCGGACUCGGAACUGGUUGGAAAUGUGGUUUUCGAAGCAUUCGAAGCCUCGCCACGCAACAAGGACGUGCAGGCUAGCCUAAGUGCUCUAAAAUGGGAGUUUCCCGGAUCUGCCGUUGCAGUCCCCAUCUCGACGCUCGAAGAUGAGUCGUUCAGGAAGAACCUAUCGUCAUUUCUCGAUAACGCCUCUGUGGAGAUCCCCUUAGAGUUCUCGGCGCACGCAUCGAAGGCUGGCUCUCGAACCCAUGAGUACCGAGAUUCAGACGACCCAUCCAUCAUCACGUCCCUACUAAUGACCAUUCUCGAGGGAAAUGGUCGGAGGAUCUCGACCAAGAAAUUGUGGAAGAGGGUACGUGAUGAAGUCUGUUGGGAUAAAGGACCCAAGCCCUGGCGCCGCAUGCCGUACUGGCUUGUUCUUCGCGUUGCAUUGCAACGCUAUCUCUGCCAUCAUCUUGGAGAUGAGAUCGGUCGAGUGGAGUAUAAGUUCGCAGUCUGCUUAUUGCUGUCCGAAUUCGCGCAUUCUGUCGAAGCAUUCUCGGAUAGCCUUGAUAGAAUCGCUCUCCUCCGAACCAAGCUCUGCCGGAGACUGGCGAAACUUGAUAUUGAUAGGGCACGAAGUCAAUGCCCUUCUGUUUCGGCGCAUUGUGAGCUAUUGUUCGGUACCGUCGGACCACGAAUUGACAAAGAUAUCGCCUCUAUCAACACCUUCAUCGGAGACACCUGGUCUGGGUUCUUAGCGGAUACUAGAACUCGCCUCCCUCUGCUUCAGAAGCAUGCGACCCCUGGAGAGCUCAAAAUGAGUCUUGAUAGGAGUCGCGCUAGUUUGACGCAGAUGAUCGAAAACCACCGCGCUCGCACCUUAGAGCAGAAUGGCAAAGACUCUGACGACCCAGUCCAAAGUCUCUCAGUGUCUCGUUCCGUCGUUGGAAAUGAGUUCGCAAGAAAGCACUUGGAUCUCUCAAAAUUAGAAGUGCAAAUUCAAGACUUGCUGGCCAACCUUGACGCCGACCAUGAGACCACUUGUCGGGCAAUUUCCCGGAUGACCAGUCUUUACAUCGAGUCUUCUCUUCCUUUAUACCAAGGUAACGCCGAAUUGCUCUCAGUCAUGGUCCUCAACGUCAUGGACCUCUGGGUCGAACUUGACAAAACUGCUUGCCUUCUCUAUCCUCUCUUAAAUGAGUAUCACCCCAUCUUCACCGCGCCAAUGUUUGACGGCUUGCUUCUUCCGCGGCUGUUGGAUAUGAUUCGUCUUCAAAAGAUCCAAUUGUACCUUAGACAGAGGGUCGACGCCAGUAGCCAACAUCGUCACACAAUCCUAGAUCACCCUCGACCAGGCUGUUUUGCCGAAAGGUUUGUCGCAGACGAGCCUUUGAAGAGUUCAUAUGUUGGCCUUUAUCAGAGCAUCGAGGAAUAUGCCGCCGGCCGACUUGAAGAAAAAAGACGCGAAUGGGAGCGUAAAACCCACGAGUAUCAAGAAAUGAUACGGAUAAUAAACACCACGUCCUGCACCAUCCAGUUCUUGGACAGCGCGGACUCGCGGUGGCCCAAGCCCAUCCAUCGCCCUUCGGAGUGCUUGCGAUGUAUCACAAAAGAAAAGGCCGAGGGGAUACGCAUUGAACUAUACGAACACCCGUUGCCCUCUGACCCUUCGUUCGCAAAGGCCGUAGUUUUCGAACUUCUCCUCCCACGCUCAUUUUCUUUAUAUCGCGAUACGACAUGGUUGAUUAUACACCGCUUGGGUACCACAGGGUCCUUAGAAACGAAGUUACCAAAGUGCACCCUUCUGGAUUACGGCCCUCUGAAGAGAUUCCUGAGCCAGGAUACGAUCCCCUCAAAGGUGACUCUUGCAUCGACGUCAAAACCCUUUUUGAGAACGCAUUACAGACACGCAAAGUUUCCUAUCGAAUGGGACAAAAUCUGCAAGCCCAAUGGCUUGACAAUGGGAUAUUGCGAUGUGACUUCGUCCACGUGGAUGGGGAGGCACCGGAUCGAGCCAUCCUUUCACCAACAUUUCAGGGUUUCUUUCCCCGAGAAGUUUCCCUGCGCACAGCUUUUACAGGCAUCCCUCAGCCCUGGCGGAUCCCGAUCAUCCUACGAGAUUAUGGCAAUCGAGUUAGGUUCUACGAAUUUGAACUUCUCGAGUGAGGCCACCGCCAGCCUUGUCACUUACUUGGCUGUCCAGGCUGGACCUGCUCAUGGGACAGAUGAGCCCUACCGCGCUCUCCACGGUAUCUUUCGAGACGAAACCUUCGGAGAAGCCCUUGCGAAUCAGCUAUCCUCUAGGUUGGAUACUAUGGUUUCCAACUGGAGAGAGGUUUAUCUGAUGGAGUUGGUUAUUUCCUUGGCCCUUCGACUGUUUGAGCUCGCUGUUUCACGCGAGAAAGCUGCCCAACUCAUCCUAAGAGCGAGGUCUAUCUGCCUCAAAUGGGUACGAAUACUUCGAGGGGAAACAUUCCGCUCGAAGACAAUUGAGGCAGCUCAAAGGCUCCAACGAUACACCCUCCGGGCAGCCCUUCUGUGCCGCCGUACCUUUGAAAUUUGCCGUGGCUGUUCCAUAAUCAAUGUGGACGACCUUGCCGCGUACAUUGAGGCUAGCAUUUCGGUAAACGACAACCUAACAAGCGAACUCGACGGGCUACCGGAGCCGCUCCAGUAUGCGAUUGCCAGAGAUUUAAAAUUGGCGUUUGACCUUGAUCACUCGGUCAUUACUUCCAUGCUAUCUCAGCCCAAUGGCCUCCUGCUCGCUCUUUCUGAGAUUUGGCCUGAUGCCGGAGAUGAUGAGAGACGUAUCGGAGGACCCAUCACCCCAUUUUCCGGAUUUCGUAUCCAUAUCGGCUGGGAGGGUGAUGAGCUUGUAGUCCUGGCUGUUGGAAGCAGCAUGUCACUCCGGUUUGUGCCGGGCAAGAUACUUGCGGGCGACCUCCCACAGCCCCUGAUUGAUGGGCAUGUCCACUGGCUGCGUCGGAAUACUCAAGAAAUCGUUCAUCUCAUCCGUAACCGACCCUCCAAAAUCAAGACCCCGCAGGAUCUCGCGGACUACUUGUCAAAAUCGGAUACAAUUGGCGGCCGUAACUCUUCUAUUGAAGAUAUGGCACUCAGUGAUCGGCUUGGAAUCGAUCUAAGGAAACACUGGGGGUCCCUGGUAGAUCUUGCAAGGGAAUCCACUAAUCCGUUCACACUCAUGUUCAAGCUUGCCCCAAUGGCGUACAACAGAGAGGCCGACAUGGAACUGGCGAGAACGGUGGCGGCAUUCGCAAUAUUUGACGAGCUGAAAAGGAUCGAAGCUCCAGACUGGCCUGAGUAUCAUAACUUCAAACCAGGGAAAGAACCUGAUCUCAACUAUCUUCUAGAAAUGGUUCAGCCAUAUCGCCAGCCCCUCCCUACCACCGAUGUUGACGUACUCGAGAACCUCGCCAGUGGAAAGCAGCGCCGAAAAGCUCAGAAGGAGGCCGAUGCUCAUCGAAGAAGAGUUGAUGAAGACUGUAAGAAGUUUGUGACACUUCUGAUGGAGCAGUGGCCUUGCUUACAACCAAGGAUCCCCAAUCCUGACAAGGAUCUACUCCUAGACGUUGAGCAAGCUUACCGGGCCAUUUCGCUGGAAUGGAUAUCUCUCUACCAAAACAGAGAUUUUUCGAACUACCUGGUGGAAGUUCAGGCCGUACUAAACCAGCGAAGAGCGGAGGAUGUGUUCGAACCCGAACAGUUCAUCCCCGUCGAUGAGUAUAUAAGGGAACGCACAAGAGGCGGCGAGGUCCUGUCACUUAUUGAUCUACUCCGAAAGCCUUUUAAGCCUCCUAUGUCGCCGAAAGAACUAGCUCCGAGCGGUACCACACCUCUAACAUGGCAACAAGUCCUCGGAAAGCACAACCGCACUUCUCCACACACCCGGCGGCACAUUCCUUCACCGCAAAAGAGGUACUUCACGCCUUCGGCAUCUAGAGCUGGAGUUAUGCCGAAACCCAACUAUGAGUCCCUCAAUGAACUCCAGACCAUUGCUACUCGCCUCUGUGCAUCCGGGUCGAGGGUUCGUCAACGAUAUGGCGAAGAUUUAGCGCAAAGUAUUCGGGGUUUCCGCUACCGAGUACAUGAAAACUCGAACCAUGGAGGGCGGUCAGUUCAAACCAAUGGCGGUGCUGGCGACCCAUUUUCCGAAGUAGAUACACAGUUUCGCUCCAUUCAGACAUCAUUCGAAACCCCAGAUGCCUCACUUACUUCGCCCCAAAUUCGGUGGCUCAAGGCAGGACACCUCUGGCCUGCUAUAACCCAAUGCACUCUCCUGGGAUACCUAAGAUCGGAAGAAUCAAUGAAACUUCUGCAUCAGACAAUGAAAUCUGCCUUAGUUGGCUAUGGUAUCUUGAUUACCAAGUGCCAACGGGAGCUCCGUAUCCACAGUUACUUGGGCUAUAACAGCCACCGAGCGAGUGAGGAAGAGGCCAAUAUCGGCCAUACUAACUGGAGCCCCGAACAGCAUCCGUACUGGUUACUCUUGGAGAUCGAGGCCGAUGUUCUCAUUCGACCGGACCAAGUCGAUGUCGCCUUGGCUACAAUUAACCCCGCUUCAGGAGAAAACUCCGUUUUGCAGAUGAACAUGGGACAGGGUGCGUAUCAAGUGGAUAUGUCCGAGCAGAGAGAGACCAGAUACACUAACUCCAUUCCUAAAGGGAAAACUUCGUGCAUUAUUCCCAUGGUUUCGGCGGCCCUUGCUGACAAGCGUAACCUCGUCCGAAUCAUUGUUCCGAAGCCUCUACUCCAACAGACGGCUCAGAUCUUGCAAUCACGACUUGGAAUCUUCCUUAACAAACGGCUGGGUUAUGUACCUUUUUCAAGGAAAACUCAAACAGAUCGGGAUACCAUAACUGCCUUCUUCAAGUUCCACAAAGACAUCCAAGAGAGCAGGGGUGUCAUGAUCUGUCUACCCGAGCAUAACCUAUCCUUCAUGCUGAGUGGGCUCCAGAGACUCUUAGAUGGAAAAUUGGCGGACGCAGAACGUAUGAUUAAGAUCCACCGAUGGUUCGGAACCGUCUGUCGCGAUGUGCUGGACGAGUCCGAUUAUACCCUAGCGGUCAGGACCCAGCUUAUCUACCCGUCCGGCACACAAAUGACGGUGGAUGGUCACCCUCACAGGUGGAAAAUCGUCCAAGCCCUGCUUCGCCUAGUCGACUUGAAUCUUCACGACCUAGCGAGAGAGUAUCCUCACUCCAUCGAAGUGUACCGCGGCCACCAGCGAGGGUUCCCAUUCCUGUAUUUUCUUCGCCGCGAUGUGGAGGAUGAAUUAAUCAAUCGACUUAUCGCCGAUGUCCUCAAAAGAGGCAGUGCGCUGCUUCCCAUGGACGACCUUGCGACAACGGAACGUCAUGCUGUCGAAGAAUUUCUGAGAUGUACCAAUGUCAAAAAGGCAAGUGUCAAGGUAGUCCGUGGACUCUUCCGGGACAAACCAAGCGUCCGCCACGCCAUUUACCUCCUACGCGGUCUCUUGAUCGGACGCAUCUUGAUCAUGACGCUCAAGAAACGGUGGAACGUACAAUAUGGAUUGCACCCUAGCCGGGAUCCCAUUGCCGUGCCGUUUUAUGCCAAGGGCGUGCCGAGCGAUCAGUCAGAAUGGGGCCACCCCGACGUCGCCAUUCUGUUCACCUCCUUGUCGUUUUACUAUGGCGGACUCUCAAUGCCACAGUUGAAGCAGGCUCUAGAGCAGGUUCUCAAUUCCGACGAUCCGUCAAUCGAGUAUGAGAAGUGGAUCAACGGAUGCGAGAACUACCCUGGCUCCUUGAAGAGCUGGAACUCGAUUAACGUGGAGGACGAGGUUCAGCUGCAUCAAGUCUGGAAUGCACUACGGUACAAGACUGCGGUGAUCGAUUACUUUAUGAAUACUUUCGUUUUCCCGCGGCAUGCAAAGCAGUUCAAGGUGAAAUUGCAAUCCAAUGGUUGGGAUAUCCCCGUCUUUCCACCUCCUUCGGGACAGCAUGAGAAUUCGAGUACAAGGUCCAAGGCGAAGGCGUUGAGCACCGGAUUUAGUGGUACUAAUGACAACCGAAAUAUGCUUCCUCUCAACAUCAAGCAGGAGGACCUUGCUCGUCUGUCUCACACAAACGCCGAAGUGAUGACAUAUCUGCUGCAGCCAAGAUCCCGGGAGUGCGUUAUGGCCUGUGAUGCCGACGGAAGGCGGCUGACGGAAACCGAAAUCUUGGAGCUGAUGUCUAAUCUGAAAAUAAGAGUGUUGAUCGAUGCUGGCGCCCAAAUCCUAGAGAUGGACAACAAGACGCUCGCUCAGAAGUGGCUGGAGAUCGAUACCUCUGCCGACGGCGCUCUCUACUUUGACAACGACCGGCCCCUUGUCAUAACCCGGUCCGGAGCAGUAACCCCACUGCUUGCCUCGAAUUUUGCAGAUGACAUGGCCAAAUGUCUAGUAUACCUUGACGAGGCCCAUACAAGAGGAACAGACCUAAAGCUUCCGCCAACCGCCUGCGGUGCCUUGACUUUGGGACUCGGCCAAACCAAGGAUCAUACGGUACAAGCGGCGAUGCGACUUCGGCAGCUAGCGACGACUCAAUCCAUCAAGUUCUUUAUUCCCCCAGACGUAUACCAAAGUAUCGCCGACUUGAGGGGAAAGUCAGUCAAUAUAGACUCCCUAGACGUACUUGUUUGGCUCAUCCACAACACAUGUGACGGCAUAGAACAGCUCCAACCGCUUUACUACUCCCAAGGACAAGCAUUCUGCACCCGGAUGCAGGCAUCUCUGGACAACCCCGAUUUCCUCAGCAAUGGAGAACAGAGGGCCAAGUUCAUUUCGGCAAUACGACAGGAUGAGCUUCAGACCUUACAGCAAUUGUACGAGCCAAAGCAGCGUCCGAAGAUAACACAAGGCACACAAGCUCGCGACUGCAGACUCAAGGGGUUCGUCGAAGAGCUAGAAGCCCGACGGGCUGCGUUUCAGGACACUGGUCAGGCUGUGCACUCGUCUGCACUCCAGGAGGUCGAGCAAGAACGCGAGGUGGCAUUCGAAGUCGAAGCAGUUCGACAGCUGAAGAAACCGAUCAACUAUCCGGCAUUGUCAUUCAGAGGCUUGAGUGAAGAACUCAAGAAAUUUGUGGAAACCGGACGGUUACCGGCAGCUCCGAGCAGUGUGAUGGGCAUGCUCGACGCCAUCUCGAAGACUCACUUGGGAGCUAAAUUCCAGGUAAUUCAGCCCGGCCGUCCAUCAAAAUUGUUCGUCUCUAUGGAAUACAAUCGAACAGUCCAAGGACAAGCUAGUUUGGCGAUUGAUAACUUCCUGCGGCCCGUUAACUGGGUUCUAUGGGGUGUGGAGUCCAAGGUGGCCGUGAUCAUAAUCCCCGAAGAAGCCGAAGCCAUUAUCCCUCUCUUGAGAAAACUGGAAAGAUCGCGCCGACCUCCUCCAACGCACUUGCUCACCUAUUCUGCACCGGUGACGCGGAAGAUGAUCGAGUUUGAUACCAUGAAAUUCUUCGCCAUUCCACCCAUGCCUCUAGAGUGGGAGGGACCGCAUUGGUUGAAGACUCAACUGGGAAUCUUUUCUGGCAGGCUUUAUUUCGAGUGGAGCGAGUUUGGGCACAUCUGCGAGUUCUUAGGCAUCGUUCACAACGCCGAAGAACAAGUCGGGUCUAGCGGGCAAGCAGCGGAUUCCAACGACUGCAGUGCGGAUCCGGUGAUCAACAAGGAGAAUAGGAGGUUUACAAAGCGGCCGCUCACUUUCUUGCAGGAGUGGUUGGCGCUACGACGUCGCGGUCAGGACUUCAUACAUACGCCCAUGGGCUUUGUCACACAGGGGAAGUCGCUGUAUGAGGACCACGCGUUCUUCAAGCACUAUGAGCCUCCGAAGGAAGAGGAUUUCGAGUUUCCACUCGCAGGGGACCAGGAGGGUGGCUCGGAGGAUGACAGCGAUGAUGUGAUUUCGGACGAUGGAUAUAUACAGGGCGAGGAGGUAGGGGUCGUUCCCGAUCAUCUGCCCACAGGUGCCUACGAUGGAGUUGAGGGGAGAAGUUAG
This is a messenger RNA of Scedosporium apiospermum, 8349 nucleotides long. RefSeq lists its product as uncharacterized. NCBI's taxonomy places the organism in Eukaryota, Fungi, Ascomycota, Sordariomycetes, Microascales, Microascaceae. The transcript has 10 exons. The record is from RefSeq and is a predicted model, not a curated record. Bases 1 to 8349 code for a protein of 2782 amino acids.